Lytechinus pictus (painted urchin) is the source of this 4952-nucleotide messenger RNA. RefSeq names its product cAMP and cAMP-inhibited cGMP 3',5'-cyclic phosphodiesterase 10A-like. Gene Ontology annotation, biological process: negative regulation of receptor guanylyl cyclase signaling pathway; signal transduction. Lineage: Eukaryota; Metazoa; Echinodermata; Echinoidea; Temnopleuroida; Toxopneustidae. Bases 193 to 2712 code for a protein of 839 amino acids. The transcript is spliced from 24 exons. Gene Ontology annotation, molecular function: protein binding; 3',5'-cGMP-stimulated cyclic-nucleotide phosphodiesterase activity. The record is from RefSeq and is a predicted model, not a curated record.
ACUGCGCGCCGCGCGCACGUACGUGCACGCUGCGCUGCAUGCAGCGCAUUGAUUGCGACGGUACGCGCGCGAUCGACGCGCGCGACGCGACCGGAAUUAGUCGUUCCAAAGUUCGACGUCGCUCGAAGAAACGACUCAUUAUUUGCGCUUUUGCACUCUCAGUAAUAAUUUCGCAAGAACAUUGUCAUUGAAAUGUCUUCUCCAUGGAAGCAGUUAGAGCGUCGUCUACCACCAUUGCCCGGCAACUCAUCACAGUCUGUCUUUGUAUUGAAUCGAAGUGAAGAAACGUUUGAUUCCACACGACCACCAACGCAGCCAGGCCCAGGGAGACCUCAUUCGACACGGGAUCGCUGGGAGACUGAUCGCGGAAGGAAGGGUAUGGCGUAUCAUCAAACCGGAAUUCUUACCACACCCAGAGAAAUAAAACACUACCUGUCUGAAAACCCCUGGCUCGUUGAAGAGUUUGUAAAGGAUAACUACAAUCAGGAGGAUGUACAGAGAUGGUUCCUGAAAGAGGAUAGGCCUAAAAAUAAAGGUGAGAAAGAGAGACCUUCAUCAGUGAAAGAAGGAAACUUGCUGUGUCCUAGCACAGGAGAUGAUAUCAAGACAUUUCUGGUUGACAUGGUUGAGAGAAUAGAGGAACAAGAUUGCAUACCUGAUGUUCUUUAUCAACUCUGCUCAAACAUCUCAACGGCUGUGAAAGCUGAUGAAUUCUUUCUCUUCAUGGUUGGUGCACAGGAGAACAGCCUAUAUUUGUGCAGUGAGGGGGAAGACUGCAUCCAGUUAAUCCCUUUUGCUCCGAUUGAUCCGGGUACAAACAUCGUUGCUCAUGUAGCCUACAGCAGACAAUAUGUAUUUACAGAGGACAUCUUAGGGGAUGAGCGUUUUCCGUUGGGUACUGGCAUGGAUGGUAGUCUUGCCAAGUCUGUCCUGAGUCUGCCUCUAAUACAACCUAAUGGGGAAACGGUUGCUGUGAUAGAAUUGAGUCGUCAUGUUGGCAGCACUCCCUUUACACAAGAAGAAAAACAGAUUGCAGGUACAUACUUCACUUGGCUAGGCAUAGCUUUGGACAAAGUUCAGGUUUGCAAUGGCCUUAUGAAACAGAGGGAGUUUAAUGAUUUUCUUCUUGAAGUAUCUAGGGUAAUCUUUGAUGACAUUGUAGCAAUUGAUGACCUCAGCAAGCACAUUAUGAUGUUUGCUAAGAGCUUGGUGAGUGCAGACCGGUGUGCUCUCUUCUUAGUUGAUAACAAGACAGAAGAGCUGUAUGCUGAUCUAUUUGAUGAUGGAAUAGAUAAGGAUGGGAAACCAGUCUUUGUCAAGAGAAGCCAGAUAAGAUUCCCAAUAAGUCGAGGCAUAGCAGGACAUGUUGCUAAGACUGGCGAUGUGGUCAAUAUUGUAGAUGCGUACCAAGAUCAGAGAUUCAACAGGGAUGUGGACGUGCAGACCGGCUACGCCACUCGGUCCAUCCUAUGCAUGCCUAUCAUCAGCCACGGUCUCGUCAUUGGCGUCGUCCAGAUGAUAAACAAGAUGGGUCAAGAUGGUCAAACUGCUGCCUUUGAUCAGACCGAUGAGAGUAACUUCAAGAUGUUUGCCAUGUACUGUGCUCUAGCUCUACACUACUCUAGGAUCUACAGUGAAAACCAGCAAUCGGAGAGACAUCUAGCUGUCAUCCAAGAGCAGCUUGUCUACUUUACAACCUGUAGUGAGCAACAGGUUGAUAGACUCCUUAAUAGCUGGAAUAAACAGAGCUUCAUUGUUCCACCAGAUUUUGAGGGGUUUGAGUUCCACAGCAGACCUUAUGUUAGUUCAUUGAAUGAGCUAUUCAUCUACAUGGUGCAGAGGCUCUGUGGACCAUCAAGCUUUGAUCUGACGACUCUAGCUCGGUUUAUCCUAACUGUUAGAAAAAACUACAGACUGGUUCCGUUCCAUAACUUCUGCCAUGCAUUUGAUGUCUGUCACUGUAUGUUCAUGCUGCUCUUGCACAGUGAAGGAAGGUUCACGGAUGAGGAGAUGUAUGGCAUGUUCUUUGGAAGUAUCUGCCAUGAUAUAGAUCACCGUGGUCUGACCAACAGCUUCCAUGCGAAGUUUGGAACUCCACUUGGUAAACUCUACACCUCCUCCAUUAUGGAAAGACACCACUUUGCUAUGACGGUAUCCAUCUUGCACCGGGAGGGGCACAACAUCUUCUCACACCUUCCUUUGAAUGUAUUCAAGAAGGUCAUGGAUCUGAUGCAAGAGAUUGUGAUGUCAACAGACCUGACGACCUUCUUCCCAAACCACAAAGAGCUGUCCAAGCUCCUCGUUGCUCAGUCCUUGGACUGGACCAUUGAUCAUCACAGAUGGAGUAUCCGCUGCAUGUGUAUGACAGCCUGUGACCUCUGUGCAACUUCAAAGAUGUGGCCUAUUCAACAACACAUAGUAGAUUGUCUCUAUGAGGAGUUCUACCAUCAGGGUGACAUUGAAAAGCUACGAGGGGAAAGUCCCAUCCAGAUGCUAGACAGAGACAAUCUACCAAAUCUAGCAAAAGAACAGGUUCAAUUCCUGACAAACGUUUGUCUCCCAUGCUUCAGUGACAUAGUCGAUAUGCUACCUGCAGCACAACCCCUUCUGGCAGGAUGCAAGGAUAACCUCCUUCAGUGGCAGCUGGUACAGGAUGGCAAAUCAGCAGCCAUGUGGAAUGUUGAAGAAUCAAGAGUAACAGAUCCACAAUGAUGUCUCAAUUUCACAUCCCCCCAGCUCAUCGAAUUCUCUUCAUGCGAGACCACAAGGCUACACACAUAGGCCUGUAUUCUGAGCCGAGUUGAAUUGGACCUUGGUCUAAAUCUCUUGUUUAACUAUGGAUAACUAAAUGUGAUUUUUAAUUUUUUUUCAGCACUUUUCAUACUCAAUUGAAAAUUGUCUGGGCAAUGGAUUACUAUGUACAUGUACCUUUUCUUCACCAUGGAGUAUGACUACUGCAUACAUUUGAAAUAUUCAGUGUAAACAAACUUUGACAUAUUGGUUACCCAUAAUUAUAGCCCAGUCUUGUAAGGCAUUGCAUGAGACUUGCGUCCAAUACCAAAUCAAGUGUAGGUACAUGCAUAAACACCCAAUGCAAAUCCUUUUGUUAAGUGCAAAUUUUUAGUUGACCUGCAUUUUGGAUUCACGCUUGGCUUGUGAGUUUCUGGCACUAUGCCUUUGACAGCAGUCCGGAAUAUGGGCCAUAGCCUAGGCUAACAAGAAGGGGGAAAAAGAGAAAAUAAGAAGAGAUUUAAAACAGGGGGGGGGGGGCAGUGUAGUACAGUACCAGUUCUAUUGAAAAUGAGCUCAUCUAUUGACUAUGUGUACACCACAGAAAAUACUGAAUUGGACCAUACGGUGUGCAGACGCUUGGAAACCCAUGGUUAGGGUCAAUUAGAACAUAUCCUUUGUGAAUUUGGGUCUAUAAGUCUUUUAUCACAUGGUCUCUAUCGAGUCAUUUUUGUCUCGUGCCAAAUUAGGCUAUGAGUUCCAAUGAUCCAUUUGCCUUUUCACCAUCUUUCUUGUCCUGUCCCCUAAUUUUUUUUGGGGGGAGGGAGAGGUGGGGGUUUCAUGUUAGAAAGUGGACACUAUGCUUUACAUGGAAAUCAUCCAUCUCAAAGUACCCUAGGUAAGUCUCUUUCAUGAUUUCCCUACCCUGCACACUGCUUCAAAUAAUCUCAUGAUUGGGUGAAAUAUAUGCCCUUUUUCAUGAAUCUAGUUUCAAAUGGUAUUAUAAUUUUUCCUCAUUUGGGCAAUUUUAAUACCUUUUUUACUGUACAUGCGUACAUUGCCCUUCCGUGUUAAACCUUUUUACAUGUUUUGUGUAACUAUGAGAAUGGAGUCCACCUUGUAAUGGUAAUGCCCCCACCCCGAUUCUUCUGACCACUUGGGAAACUUUUCAUAUAAAUGCAAAGUUUGACUUAUUAGACCAAGUGGCUUAACUGGAAAUCCAAAAUUGUUAGACAAGUUGUAAAGUUGAAUAAAAGACAAGAUACAAGAGUUUUUUGCCACCAUUUUUGAUGGACUGCUGGGUAGUUUCACCAAGAUUCUUAGUAUGCACAUCUCAUUUUUUAGUGAACCCUGAACCUCAAACGUUGUUUUCUCCUUAUUUUUUAAAGCUCUCCCUGAAUUUCUUCUGCAUUCAAUCAAGUACUUGUGAGGGUUGUUGGUCAUUUUCCCUUUUUUAAGCUCAAUGAAAAUCUGGCAAUUCAUUUUGAGUGACUUAUUGUUGGUUUUGGGGUGGCUGGUCACAUUUAGAAAUGUUCAAUUUACUCUAAAUUAGUUGAAUUCACAUUUUGUAUUGUCUAAUCUCUGUGUGCCUCGAGUGUUUUUAUAAACACCUCUAUGUGCCCUUCAUAAAUCUUGGAUUAUUAUUAUUUCUAUAAGAACAAACAAGCAAUAGACCUUAGGGCCCAAUGAAGAAAGAGUUGUCAUUAAAUACAACUCCAAAAAAAAUUAAAUGCAACUUCAUUUCUGACCAAUCAAAAGGGUGUAUUUGGGACUUGUGAACAACUAUUUUUCCAUUGGCCCCCAGGAGGCAAUUUACAGGUCUCUCAGUUACAAUUUCUGUAUAUGGCAAAAACUUAGUUUAUAAGUUAUAGUCCCAUUUAUAAAUUUCAUAUUGAAAAUCCAAUCAUAUAUUGAUGAACUUGGAAUAACAUUGAUAUUGUUUUUUUACGAAACUUGUAGAAACUAUUCAAAGUGUGAUGCAUCCGUUUUGGUGAUUAAUAUGUAAUUUUCAUCAACAUAUUGAGACUGGUAUACUAGUAAUGCAUACAGGGCUAUCAAAAUUUGCCUCCAUGAAACUUCUUUCUGGGUUCAUGGUGUUAAAAUAUCAGUUUUAUAUCAUUCAUGUGUAAAGAAAUGUCUUUAUUGUGUUCAAGAAUUAAAUGAACUUUAAACCUGUUAUAAUGGACGUGAACGUGCGUUUCUAUGAAUAUAUGUAAAAACUA